Molecule: messenger RNA, 2757 nt
Organism: Rodentolepis nana
Lineage: Eukaryota; Metazoa; Platyhelminthes; Cestoda; Cyclophyllidea; Hymenolepididae
Source: the annotation of a GenBank genome assembly
AUGCCCUUACAAAGUCGUGGAAAUGGAGGAUCUAUUCGACAGAGGAUCCGAUCCCACCUCGAAUUUGACAAGAAUAGUCGUACUUCAAAAUUUGUUCGGAAUCUUAAAAGGCACGAAUUUUCGAGCUUUAAAAAACACAAUUCUCAUCUGAUAAGCUCCAUCGCAGCAAUAGUCUACUUGCAAGCUUUGAUGAUCUACUAUAGAAGGAAGAUGGAGAAACGCACGUCACUUUGGAAGGCGGUAAUGGAAGGAGGCAAAGAUACCGAGGAAUUGAGGGAAGAGGAUGAAAAUGAAGAAAGUGGUGACAGCUCUCCCAGUUCACCAGGUGAAAAUGCGGAAAAUAGUCCGAGUCAUUCAUUAACUUCGAGUAAUGACGCUACCAUAAAUGGUGAGGCUGAUCAGAGUAGUUCAAAGCAUACCUCUCCAAGAGAAUCAGUAGUCGAGCAACCUUCCGGAUCUGUAGUUUCUCCCAUUCUCCUAAACACACCGGAGAAUAAUGUAAACGAGAAUCACCAAGGGAAGGUGCAAAAACGCGGAAAUGUGACCUUUAAGGCCCCUGAUCCGCACCGGCGCUCAACUUAUAUUGGCCGAAUGUUCGGAGAUACAGAUGGAUCAAUCGAUAAUUUGAGGCCUCCAUUUACUCGUGAUCCCGAAGGAAUUAAUCUCUACUUGAGAUUGGGCACUGUCUUAUUUGGCUUUGGAGUAAUGAUAAUGGACGUUUUUCGUAUCGCCGAUAAAUUUCGAGCAAUUAACAGUGACAGCAACUGCCACAGUAUCCUAUGGAUUCCAAUGAAUUCCAUCCACGCCAUCUACAUCUUCAUGCAAACGUACUUCCUCUUCAAAUAUCAUCGGAUCACAUUCAAUGUGCAAAAAUUCUUCAUUCGAUUCAUAAUGUGUCAUAUGGCUGUAUCCAACCUGGGUCAGUGGAUGAGCACUGUUGUCGAGGAGGUAAUUACCUCAGAGGAGGAACUAGAAUAUAAAGUGCUUCUAAACGCUACCUCCGAACCUGAAAGCCAUGGGCUCCACACUCCACUCCACAAUGACACUUCGCAUCAUUGUCAAUCACCAGCGGUAUUAUUUGUGCACUAUUUGAUACCCUGUGGAAUUGAGUACAGUUUGAUAGCUGGAGCAAUCUUCUAUAAGAUGUUUCAACGCAUUGGCCACGUGGGAGAGAGGCGACGCCACUUUAGUAAGGAUCACCAUGAAUUAACGACAAAAGAGAAGUCAUAUCUGCAUUUUCAACGAGUUGUUGGACUUACUUCCGACGACCCAACAGAAUGUCAUCGGGCUCACAAAGGUCUAUUCCUAGGACUUCUGCUCUUUCUUACAACUCUUGUUGCAAUGGCGCUCUUCUACGUCUUUCGACAUAACAAAAAGCAUGAAACGGCAGUAUACCUCUACCACAUUAAUAACAUAAUUCUCAUAACCGUAGGCAUCAUUGGUGUAAUUCUAGCUCUAAUUCGAAUCAAGGAUCUCGCUCUGCGAGAACUCUCCGAAGAGGACGCUUUCGAUGAUAACCUUCUUCUUAUUGGACUCCUGGCCACCCUAUUCUAUUGUGUGUUUAGCCUCGUGCCAGCAAUCUCCUCGGUGCAUCAAGGUGGGGGGUUUUUCGUAGCCAAGGCGAUUUUGGAAAUGACUCAAGCACUGCUACAGGUAUUCCUCAUUCUGGAGGCCUCGCGAAGAAGUACCGCCACAGUAGAACAGUCAUUGACUAAGCCGGGGAGAUCAAUGAUUACUUUUCUUCUCAUUAUUAACCUCUCCAUGUGGGUGAUCUACACGUUUGCCUUGAAACCGGCGGAAAAUUCCGACAUCUUUAAGGCCUAUUAUUCUGGUCUUGCGUGGAAGAUUAUCUCUAACCUCUCACUUCCUCUUAUCAUCUUCUUUCGUUUUCAUUCUACCGUCUGCUUUGCCGAUAUUUGGACCAAUGCCUAUCGGAUGCACGAGGCUGCCAAUACGAUGGAGAACAUAGCUCUUCUUCUUUGUCAGUGCUUUCAUUCACACGUCACAUGGAAAGCUCACCUCAUGAAACUCCAACUCCAACCAACUGGUUGCUCUCAAUCGCCAUUGGCUCAAGUGGGGGGGACUUUUUGGGGAUCCCGUGUGGUGGCGAAUCCCAAUGGCAGAGCCGAGAAAAUUGAAUUUCCCUUGAAAGGUAUGGAAGAAAUUGUUAUGGUGGAAUCUGGAAAUAAAAAGAAGAUAGAUGUAACGAAUGAGAAAGAAUGUAAACUUCUUGAUGGUCGUCGUAUAGGUGCACCAUGCGAAAUCUCAGAAGACAAAACAGUGGUAUCUGUUGAUGAUGUUACGAGACAAUAUGCUCUCAUUGUUGGUAAAAUCAACAAACCUUUUGCAGGAGUUUACUUUGCUCCGAUGUGCCAAUUUUGGAAACCCCAACAAGAUGAACUCGAUUAUGGUUACUCUUUUCCAUUUUUCAUACUGGCAAAGAACUCCCAAAAUGUUACACUCAGAUUUGCAGUUGGUGGUACUACGGGCCAAGAGUAUAUGACCCUUUAUCGGAAUCAUAUAUCCAUGGGUGAAUGGAGAGGGACUGAUCCAGAAGAAGAUUCUCAAAUAAAAACGCCAUUGAAAGUAGACACAGAUCAUAAUCGAAGAACGAUCGAGAUCACAAUUAAAAAGGAAAAUUUGGCAAAAGAAUCUUUUUACUGGUAUAGUGAUAAGGGUGCCUUGGUAGUCAAUGUUGACUGGGAUCAGGAAGGAGAGUCUCCAGAUUACGUAACCUGCAGAAGUAUGUUCCACUAA